Molecule: messenger RNA, 1515 nt
Organism: Trichophyton rubrum CBS 118892
Lineage: Eukaryota; Fungi; Ascomycota; Eurotiomycetes; Onygenales; Arthrodermataceae
Exons: 4
Coding region: 1-1515 (504 amino acids)
Biological process (GO): transmembrane transport
Molecular function (GO): transmembrane transporter activity
Source: RefSeq, a predicted model, not a curated record
AUGGCUGACGAGAAACCCGACUCUGCGCCCGCCGUCCGGGUCAGCGACAGCGACGAUCACGACCACCACGACCAGCAGCAGCUCGCUGACCUCGCCAGGCCCAAGGGAUGGAGGUACAAGGAGCUCAAGAUCGCGGGCAUCGGCCUCUCCUGGUAUGCGUCGCCCAGCUUCCAGCUCGUCCUCGUCUCCUUUGUCUGCUUCAUGUGUCCGGGCAUGUUCAACGCCCUCACCAGCUUGGGCGGCGGCGGCAAGACCGACAAGACGACCGCUGAUAACAUGAACAUCGCGCUGUACAGCUGCUUUGCUGUGUUCGGCUUCUUCGGCGGCUCGUUCGUCAACCGUCUCGGGGUGCGCCUGACCCUCGCCUUUGGAGGCAUCGGAUACUGUCUCUAUGCCAUCUCGCUGCUCGUCUCUGUCCACUCGACACACGUAGCAGGGUUCAACGUCUUUGCUGGUGCCUUUCUCGGUCUUUGUGCCGGCCUCCUCUGGACCGCACAGGGCACCAUCAUGCUCUCCUACCCAGCUGAGUCCACCAAGGGACGCUCCUUUGCCGUCUUCUGGGCCAUCUUCAACCUCGGCGGUGUCAUUGGCUCCUUGAUACCCCUAGGAGAAAAUAUCAACGUCAAGGGAAAUGUCAACGUUACAAACGGCACUUAUAUCGCCUUUAUUGUCCUUAUGGCCACCGGAGCUGUGCUCGCCCUGCUCCUCUGCAAUGCAGGUGACAUCUACCGCCGCGAUGGCAGCCGAGUCGUCAUCAUGAAGAACCCUACCUUUAAGACAGAGUUCAUCGGCCUGUGGGAAACCAUUCGCAGCGAACCGUACAUCGUCCUGCUGUUCCCACUUUUCUGGUCCUCCAACUGGUUCACCGCAUACCAGUUCAAUGCCAUCAACGGCGCAUACUUCACCACCCGCACCAAGGCCCUCAACUCAGUCCUCUACUGGACCUCACAGAUCAUCGGCGCAGGCAUCUUCGGCGUCUGUCUUGAUUCCACAGCUAUCAGCCGCUCGCUUAGAGCCCGCAUCAACCUUGCUGUCAUGUUCGCACUCACUAUGGCAAUCUGGGGUGGUGGCUAUGCCUUUGCCAAGGGAUACACACGCGAGUCUGUCGAUCCUGAGGCUGGUUACAAGGGCAAGGAUUGGGGUGACAACGGUUACAUCGGCCCUAUGUUCUUGUUCAUGUUCUAUGGUUUCUACGACGCUGCUUUCCAAGCGUCCGCUUACUGGUACAUGGGCGCUUUGUCUAACUCUGGCCGCAAGACUGCAAACUACGUCGGCUUCUACAAGGGUAUCCAAUCCGCUGGUGCUGCCGUCUCCUGGGCCAUCGACCUCAAGAAGAUAGCCUUCAUGUCCAUCUUCGCCAGCAAUUGGGCCCUUCUAGCCGGUUCUCUCGUCGUUGCUGCUCCGCUGGUCCUCAGAAUCAAGGACCAUGUCGACAUCGAAGAGGAUCUCAAAUGUUCUGACGAGACCAUCGCAGACGUGCUUCCUACCGGCCAUCCGGAGAAACACUCUGCCUAG